GCAGGCACCUUGUCGUGGUGCGGGGGCUUAGUCGAAUCAUUAAUCAGACCUUAUCAGUGGAUGGUAGUGUAGUCGUUUAAGUACAUUCCAGUACGGAACGAUUACAUUCCAUUCCUUUGGUUCGGGCUGUCUUUUGAACGAUGACCAAGUUCUGCCAACCCCCUAAUCCAGGGUGUAAUGCGACACCGUGCCCAUUGGAUGGUUUGCAGCCAGGGGGUUUACCAGACCGGUUGUAUUUUAACGGCGCCUUCCUAACACCGGGCCGCCUUAGGGAGUAACUGUGGCCUUGCUGCGGCAUGGGGCGCUGUCGUGGUGGACCGUUUGAAUUCCCCAUUAUAUUACUUAGACCACUGCGCUUGCCUCGUCGAGCAGGUGGUCGUACGAACAAGAUGAAUUCAAAUACUUACUUAAAUAAUACUUAUAAUAAACCAAACGAGAGGGCUUUGGCCGACCUGUUGGGUCAGCUGGUGAGGGGUAGAAACCCGUCACCCACUGGCUUUAACAGGGGGGGAGGAGGUAGUAGUGGAGUUAGUGGUGGUGGACCCAUGAACAACUAUAGUAGUUCAUCUAUGGGGCCGGGUAGUGGAAGUGGCGGUUGGGGCGGAAAUGCUCCGAAUGAUUGGAACCAUGGAGGCGGUGGAGGUGGUUUCGGUAGUGGGGGUGGUGGUGGUGGUGGCAACAUGAUGCCAUUGAUGCAGCGUAACGUGGGUAUGAACAUGAAUAUUGGUAGUGGGGGCGGCGGAGGCUUUGGUGGCAUGUCGCAGGGUGGUGGCAUGAACGAUAACUAUGGUGGGAUGCCACAGAAUAGAGGUGGGAACGAUGACUUUGGUGGGAUGCAACAGGGCAAUAACUACAUGGGUAUGUCGCGAGGCAACCAAGGUGGUUUUGGCGGCAUGCCAUCAAACAGUGGCGGUUUUAGUGGGGGUGGUUUUCCACAAAGUAAUUAUGGGGAUGAUGGUUUUGGAGGUGCCCCACCACCACCUCGUUCUCGAGGCCAGUGGGUUAGUGGAGCCGCGAAUCGUAGUAAUCGCAAUGCGGCGCCGCCUCAAGUGCGCGGCAAUAAUCGCCCGUCGAAUUCAGCGCCAGGCAGACGAAGCUUAAAUGGUACAAAAGCACCACUAUCAUCGAGAAGUAGUCGCAGCGGUGGUGCUUCUGCUUCAAGUAACGCUUCAAGGCCUGUGCAGGCACAAAAACGUAGUGCGCCGCCAAUUUCUUCCCCACCAACAAAAGCCAAGAUAAGUGCAAAUAAUGUUAAACCAACAUCCGUUCAAGGAACUAAGACGGCCACAUCUGCUGCAGAACCUAGAAGGGUGCUGACAUCAACUGGUGGGCGUUGGUAUCAACAUUUCUUGGCGAAGGGUAUUAAACCAGAAGAAGCCCGUAAGAAAGCUUUUGAGAAUAAUAACAAGCCAUUCCCCUCAGGAGUUGAAGGGGCAGCAAAAAAGAGUGUCAAAAAAGCGAAACCUCCACCCGCUGAUACGUACAUACGCCUUGCAAUCUUCGCAAAAGGUUUUCCUGAAAAUAUGUUGGAUCCCGAAGAUCUAUCGUCUAUCGAAGAACUGAUCGUCGAUGAAGUUGCCAACAGUAGCACUGAAUCGAAAUUACAAUUUGAAAGAGUACUCAGAAAACCGGGCAUGCUUAUGAUAGAUUGCUUAAGUCAGCAUACUGCUGAUUGGCUGAAAGAUAUCAUCCCCAAAUUGACCAACUGGGAAAACCCUGAAUUGGCAGUUUGUAUUGAAGAAGACAUUCCAGAUGCUUAUGUGAUGACUAUCUCGUUGCCAAGAAGCGUUGGCCAAGAAUAUGAUCAGACCUUGGCACUAAUUCAGUCACAAAAUGACGAUUUGGUCACCGAUUCGUGGGAAUGGGUGCAUGAGCGAGAGGAUGGUGAUAGACUAAUUGUUACCAUCCGUAUUGAUAAGGACUCACAUGCAGCAAUUAAAGAGAAAAAGUGGAAGAUAUUUUACAAAUUUGGUUUGGUAGAUGUAAAUUUCGCCCGCUAUAUGCGGUAUGCCCUUAGUAAACGCUUACACGGAGAGGCGGAAGGCGAUAACACUAAAGGCAAAGAAGAUAAACCAGAAGCUGAGGAUGGCGAGCAAGAAAAAACGGCUGAAACAACGGAGGAGAAUCCACCUUCACCACCGCCCGCACCUGUAAUCAGCAAAUAAAAAUUGCAUGCGGUAUUUGCAUUAUUCUUACUUGAAUACAUAUUUAGCGAUGAUUAUUAUCCUCAACAAUUGACCAUCUCAACUAUAUUAUGAAUAACACCGUGCUUGGCAAUGCUGCGAUUCUUUGGUGAUCUAUAGUCGUUGACAGCAGACAUACACAUUAACUAUGCCAAUCCUAUAAAAACCAAUAUAUUUCUCCGAAGUCAUUGGCAAAAAACAUCAGUCAUCUAUGGAAUUCUUAACGUGCACGAAAAACAGGGAAAUCACACAAUGCAUGAGCGGAGUAACGCGAUGAAUUGAGCGGUGUGCAGUUUUCAAAUUGUUGACAAUUGUUUUGGAAAUGAUCAUACAAGUAAUUAUUUUCUAAUUUAUUCAAAUCUUUAAAUAAUUCAUGUACAAGUGUAAGUUUUGUUGUGCAAAGCUAAUCGUCAUACAUCAACACAUGAUGAAUUUCACAACGUUGUAUACCGUUAGCAACAAUAAAGUGUAUGUCUUACUAGAAGGCGAUAUGAUUGAA
This is a messenger RNA of Anastrepha obliqua, 2682 nucleotides long. RefSeq names its product protein qua-1-like. The record is from RefSeq and is a predicted model, not a curated record. Bases 297 to 2165 code for a protein of 622 amino acids. The transcript has 3 exons. Lineage: Eukaryota; Metazoa; Arthropoda; Insecta; Diptera; Tephritidae.